AUGAGCGCUGCCGGACCCUCAGCAUUGGACGACCAAGUGCUGCGCUUGCGCGGCACCAUUCCGGGCGCGGGGCCGGCUAGUGCGGAAAUGCGACAGCGAGAGUUCGAGUUUUCCAGCGUUCCAGGCUGGCAGAUCAAUGGGCGGCCAGUCUGCGUGAAGGCGCGCCAAGGUGGCCGAACUCGCCCAAGCGACCGGGCUCUAUGGUUCGAAGACGGUUGCUGGUUCUCUGGAUGGAACGAGGACUUCGUGAAGCGGCUCAAGGCGGGCAAGCCUUUCACGGUCAGGAAUCCUGCGGACGAGUUCGUGUACAGCACAUGGCGGUCAGAGGAGACCGAUGUUAUGCAUCCCAAGGACGUCAGGCACUGGUACUUUAGCGACGGCCAGACGUGGACGCCGACCACGCUCAGCAGCGAGCGCGAAGCGGCGGCUCAGCUUCACCGGCAAGGGAGCAAGAGUGCUGCAGCAGGCGAUCCGCCGUGGCUGGUUUCCAAGGCGCUCGCGUUGGCGAGCGGCGAUAGCGACGCGCUGUACUCGGAGCUGGCCGAGCUCAACAAAUGGAGCAGUCAAGAGGAGCUUUUGAACGUGCGUUUUGGCCUGUGGCAAAAAGGCCAAAGCACGUGGACGCCCUUGACCUGGCUUUGCAGUGUUGACGGAAUCGCCGAGGCAAAGACGCUAGCUGCGCAGUGGAGAAAGAUGGUCGAGCUCGACUCGGAGGACGAGGAUGUGCUACGGCGACAGCUCUCAUCGCAUCAAGAGGACGACUCGGAAAGCGACAACCUUCCCUUGGGCGUGGCCCGCCGCCACGCCACGGCGAUCACGGCCGCCAUGCUGGCCGCUCAGCACCUCCGCCUCACCACGGCGACCGAGCGCCUUACCACGGCGGAGGUGGCGGUGGGUUUGGCGCUCCGCGCGAAGGUGUGCGCUACGAUGUCGAUCGCGGCCGGCCCCCGCGCCUCGACGACCGCGAACGGCGCGGCUUUCAUGACGCACGACCUCCACCUCGUCGUCGCUAAACGCUCCCCGCUCGAGCGAGCCGGUGUCACACAAAUCACAAUGCGGUCGCAUUUUAUGUUUGCUUAG
Messenger RNA from Emiliania huxleyi CCMP1516, 1080 nucleotides. RefSeq lists its product as hypothetical. NCBI's taxonomy places the organism in Eukaryota, Haptophyta, Isochrysidales, Noelaerhabdaceae. The record is from RefSeq and is a predicted model, not a curated record. The transcript is spliced from 5 exons. Bases 1 to 1080 code for a protein of 359 amino acids.